Gossypium arboreum is the source of this 2256-nucleotide messenger RNA. Its product is annotated as protein ROOT HAIR SPECIFIC 17-like. NCBI's taxonomy places the organism in Eukaryota, Viridiplantae, Streptophyta, Magnoliopsida, Malvales, Malvaceae. The transcript has 10 exons. The coding region runs from base 35 to 1822 and encodes 595 amino acids. The record is from RefSeq and is a predicted model, not a curated record.
UACAAAAGUUACAUGAAACAGUUUGCUAAGUCAGAUGCUGAUGCUGAAGAAUCUGAAACAGCUUAUUUUUUCCGUGGAAAUGAAGAAAAAGAAGAGGGAACGUAACAAUAACAUCAUCCUUCUUCAAGCCUCCUAUGAGUUGUUCAUCGGACUUAACGUCAUUCUAUGGCGUAAACGCCACCGUCUCUUCUCCCUCAUCUCCGCCGUCUCCGGUUGUUUACUUCUCUUACUCUUUGCCUUCUCCGUUUUCACUCCUCCUCCUACCGCCACCGAACACUUCCUUUCUCACCACCUCUCCGCGGUGAAGAAAACAGAGGUUGUGGAGUCUAAUUUUGAUAUGGUGUUUCAAGUUCCGGCAAGUGGAGGAACUUUAGGUCGUGAUUUAUGGAGUUCGAGCCAAUCAAAGUUCUACUAUGGAUGCAGCAAUGCCUCUAAGAGCUUUCAAUCUGCUGAUAUGAAAACACAUCCCAACCGAUACUUGAUGAUCGCCACCAGUGGAGGGUUAAAUCAACAGAGAACAGGGAUAAUAGACGCUGUUGUUGUAGCAUAUAUUUUGAAUGCAACUCUGGUCAUACCCAAGCUGGAUCAGCAUUCUUACUGGAAAGAUACCAGUGGGUUUGCUGAAAUAUUCAAUGUUGACUGGUUCAUUUCAUCUCUCUCUCGAGAUGUUGAAAUCAUCAAAGAGUUACCACGAAAUGAAGGUAAAGCUUGGAUUCCUCGUAGCAUGCGUGUUCCAAGGAAAUGCAAUUCAAAAUGCUAUCAAAUUCGUGUUCUACCUGUUCUAAAUAAAAAACAUGCUGUUGAGCUUACCAAGUUUGAUUAUAGACUUUCAAAUAGGUUGGAGACAGAUUUACAAAAGCUCAGAUGUAGGGUGAACUACCAAGCUCUAAGAUUCACAGAUUCAAUUCUUGAACUGGGAAAAAUCUUGGUUGAAAGGAUGAGGAUGAAAGCUAAGCAGUUUAUUGCCUUGCACUUGAGGUUUGAACCUGAUAUGCUUGCAUUUUCUGGAUGUUAUUAUGGUGGCGGAGAAAAAGAAAGGGGAGAACUGGGUGCACUCCGGAAGAGAUGGAAAACUUUACAUGUGAGCAACCCUGAAAAGGUGAGAAGGCAUGGAAGAUGCCCGCUGACACCAGAGGAAGUUGGUCUAAUGCUAAGAGCAUUGGGCUUUGGCAGUGAUGUUCACAUUUAUGUGGCGUCAGGUGAAGUAUAUAGAGGGGAAGAGACACUGGCACCACUAAAAGCACUCUUCCCUAAUUUCCAUUCAAAAGAGACUAUAGCCACCAAGGAGGAAUUGGCACCAUUUUCAUCAUUUUCGGGUCGCAUGGCAGCGCUGGAUUACAUUGUUUGUGAUGAAAGUGAUGUUUUUGUCACAAACAAUAAUGGAAACAUGGCUCGGAUUUUAGCUGGUCGAAGGAGAUACUUUGGGCACAAACCAACAAUCCGACCAAACGCCAAGAAACUGUAUAAACUGUUCUUGGACCGAAAUAACAUGACAUGGGACGAGUUUGCCUCUAAGGUUCGAACAUAUCAGAUUGGGUUCAUGGGGGAACCAAAAGAAGUGAAAACUGGCAAGGGUGAGUUUCAUGAAAACCCAGAUAGCUGCAUAUGUCAGGCAAACGGACUUAAAACUCCUCAAGAAGACGAUGAAAGUAGUAAGGAGAGGAAGGAGGGUGCAGGAGUGAGUGACGAACAACAACAACAACAACAACAGCCCCUUGAGGAGGAUCCAGAUUGGACCGACAUUUUUUAUUUAGAUAAGGAGUUGCCUGAUGUGAUAACCAAACAAGAACAUCCUGAAGUGGAAGGGUUCUUUUCAGACUAAAAUGAAGGCCAACAGGUUGUUUUUUCCUCUAAUUUUUUGGGUUCUUUUAGGAUCAUACUCUAAUCUUAACACAUACGGCAAAGAGCACUGUGUACAUAAAAAGAAAAGAGGACGCCGGGGCGUGCAGUCGACACAUAAUUUCCUGUUUCUCAUAAUUAUUCUUCUGUUGGUCCAUCUUUUUUUCCGUAAGGAAAUGAUGUGUUGAUGAUUAGUGGUUAGGGUAUUCUUUUCCCUGUUACUUAAAGAAUAAUUUAAAAGAAAAAGAAAAAAAAUGAAAAAUACUUGUCUUGCUCUUGUCUCAACUAUUUUUACUUAAGAGACAAAGGUUGAAGUACAGCAAAAGAAAUGAUGAAAUAGUUCUGUUUUAUUUUAUUUUUACAUAUUUUCAUUAAUUUACAAAUUGUUUUUAUGUUGCUGGAUGUAUAUAAUAUAAA